This is a messenger RNA of Camelus dromedarius (Arabian camel), 1152 nucleotides long. It is a transcript of the gene TCEAL7, whose product is annotated as transcription elongation factor A like 7. NCBI's taxonomy places the organism in Eukaryota, Metazoa, Chordata, Mammalia, Artiodactyla, Camelidae. The transcript has 3 exons. Bases 223 to 525 code for a protein of 100 amino acids. The record is from RefSeq and is a predicted model, not a curated record.
AGACUGGCAAGAUUUCCCUUUAUCCUUCUCCUCUUUUUCUCGAUUCCGUUGGAGGAAAUGAAGUGUGGGCUGGUGUGUGGAGAACCGCUGGAAUCCUGAGAGACCUCCCUCCUCCCAGCCCCCUUCCUUUCUGUCUGCAGGUCCGAGGGUCUGUGUUCACAGACAUCUCCAGGCAAGAAGAGGAGGAAACUCUUCCGAACCGUCUCAGGAAACAGCAAUAUCAUGCAAAAAUCCUGCAAAGAAAAUGAAGGAAAGCCCAAGCGCCGCGUGCCAAAGAGGGAGGAAGAACACCCCUAUGGAGAAUUUGAACGCCAACAAACAGAAGGGAAUUUUAGGCAAAGGCUGCUUCAGUCUCUCGAGGAAUUUAAAGAGGACAUAGACUAUAGGCAUUUUAGGGAUGAAGAAAUGACAGGAGAGGGAGAUGAGAUGGAAAGGUGUUUGGAAGAGAUAAGGGGUCUGAGAAAGAAAUUUAGGGCUUUGCAUUCUAACCACAGGCAUUCUCGGGACCGUCCUUAUCCCAUUUAAUGCCUUUUCCCCCUGAAUUCAACUAUUUUGUUAUUAAUAUUGCCAGCAUUGGUUCUUUCUGUCUGCGUUUUCUUGCUAAAUAUUUGCUAUGAUUUUGCUACAAUCCUUCAGUGUUCCUUUGAUUUACAUAUGACUCUUGUUACCAACAUUUCAUCUUUUGACCCACUCUCACUCUUUAAUAGUGUUGUUUCAUUUCGUUUGCAUGGGAAGAUGCUCAUUGUAUAUUGUAAAGUAAAAACAAUACGUUGCAAAUGCUAUAUAUAGAUAGAUAUACCUGUCUAUCUAUCUAUGUACCUUAUAUGUACAUUUAUAUAUGUCAUAAUGCAAAAAAGUCUGAAUUAUUGUACACCAAAAGAUUAAUAGUGAAUCUCUGCGUGAUCUGUAUUUUAUUUCUUUUUUUGUCUAUCUGCAUCUUCUCAAUUUCCAAAAAAAGAAUUUUAUAUAUAUGUGUGUGUAUUACUUGUGUCACCAAAAAACUAAAAUAAACAGACCUAAUAAAAGAACCUGUCAAUCACCUUUGCAGGGCAGUGAAACACUUGAUAAACUCUUAAUAACAGAACUAUAAAAAAGAAAUGUAAACUUCAAAUUACUUCUGGAUAUCUUAGCCAGAGGAAUAAAACUGACAAU